AUGACUAUUGCCAGCCGAUUACGUUUGGUCACAUUGCUGCUUUUCGCAGCCGGCGCCGCUUCCGUCUUAUCGCAGCCCUGGGAGCCGCCCGCCGCCGCACCCGUCUCGUACAAAUACUUUCAGGAGCCGGGCGGCUCUCUGGCGCGGAUGCACUACGAUCUUCGUUAUUUUAAAGGGGAAGCCGCCUACGAUGAACGCCAAAUCAUACUGCGCGAUCUUAUUCGCAGCUAUCUGCAAACCAUGCAGGCCAUGGGGGUCGAGACCUGGCUUGCGCAUGGUACUCUGCUCGGCUGGUGGUGGAAUGCGCACAUCAUGCCGUGGGACUACGAUCUCGACGUGCAAGUUUCCAACGCGACGAUGGCGUGGCUGGCGAACGGCUUCAAUGGCACCGAGCACACAGUGACCUUUGGCAAGGAUGCUGGGUCAGCCAUCGCCGGUACUACCACUGGUGCUGCGAACAGUCCGCGCACUCGCACGUACCUGCUCGAUAUCAACCCGCACUACACAAACGUCGACUCGAGGGGCGGUUACAACAUGAUUGACGGUCGCUGGAUUGACACGGAUCACGGCAUGUUUGUCGACAUUACCGUUCUCCGCGAGCGCGCUCCUGAGCGGAGGCCUGGUGAAUGGUCCUGCAAGAAUGGGCACCAAUACAAGGCACACGAUCUCUGGCCGCUUCGCGUGUCUGAGUUUGAGGGCGUACCUGCGAGAAUACCCUACAAUGUGGAAAAGAUUCUGAGCGAUGAAUACUCACAGAGGUCAAUGACGAAAGAGACGUUUCAGUCUCACCAGUGGGAUCAUGAUCUGAAACAAUGGGUCAUCGAAGAUCCCGAGCAGCGCGGUCGCGCAAAGGAUGCAGGGGCAUCACAAAAGAAACAGCAGCUUUUGCACCAAGGUCGCUUCUGA
Messenger RNA from Cordyceps militaris CM01, 906 nucleotides. RefSeq names its product mannosylphosphate transferase (Mnn4), putative. The record is from RefSeq and is a predicted model, not a curated record. The coding region runs from base 1 to 906 and encodes 301 amino acids. The transcript is spliced from 2 exons. Lineage: Eukaryota; Fungi; Ascomycota; Sordariomycetes; Hypocreales; Cordycipitaceae.